Eremomyces bilateralis CBS 781.70 is the source of this 1469-nucleotide messenger RNA. RefSeq names its product putative ubiquitin-conjugating enzyme Ubc6. NCBI's taxonomy places the organism in Eukaryota, Fungi, Ascomycota, Dothideomycetes, Eremomycetales, Eremomycetaceae. The record is from RefSeq and is a predicted model, not a curated record. The transcript has a single exon. The coding region runs from base 238 to 1134 and encodes 298 amino acids.
CUCAAAUCGUCAACUGAAUCCAGCUACAAUCUUUCUUCACUUCCACAAGAAUAUAUCACUUCUGAAAUCAGAAUGGAUACAUAUUGAGUCACCUACAGUCAUUCAGUUCUUUCGAAACACCCUGAAUCUUUCUCUCCGUCCAUCACUUGGUCAUAUCAGCUUGAUUGUCUGUAUCCAUUUACCUCCAUCGACACAUCCGGCACCGUACCACGAGUUCACGACACAUAUCGUUCAAUCAUGGCUACUCCUCAGGCAACAAAACGACUCCAGAAGGACUAUCAAGCCAUCAUAAAACAGCCCGUCCCUUACAUUAGUGCCCACCCUUCGGAGUCCAACAUUCUCGAAUGGCACUACAUCCUCACCGGCCCGCCACAGACACCGUACGAGGGCGGUCAAUACUGGGGCACGCUCCAAUUUCCACCAGACUACCCGUUCGCUCCUCCGGCCAUCCGCAUGCACACUCCCAGUGGCCGCUUCCAGCCAAGUACACGAUUAUGUCUCAGCAUCUCCGACUUCCAUCCCAAGAGCUUCAACCCUGCAUGGGGGGUUAGCACGAUCCUCGUGGGCUUGAUGAGCUUCAUGACCAGCGAAGAGAUGACGACCGGAAGUGUAAGAGCCAACGAAGCCGAAAGGCGAUUGUUCGCCGCAAGGACGCGCUGGUGGAAUUCAACAGGGGGCGGAUCGUCCAACCGCAUCAUACCGGGUGUCAGUCCUGAACAAGAAGCGACAGCACGGUCGGGUAGCAACAAUGGGGGAAAUGGUCUCGCGGGCAUCGGCGCAGUCAAGGCUGGUGAUGGUGGCGCUAAGUUCCGAAAGGAGUUUCCGGAGCUGGAUGAGCAAAACUGGAAAUGGAUGACAGAGAAGCGAAUCGACCCGAAGACCGGAUACGUCGUCAGCUCCUCGGCGGCGGGCCCGGGCCCAUGUAACUCCACGGCCGCAGCUCUGAGACGAAGACCGGGUUCAAGUACGUCCGGACUCGGUGCGAUGGUCGAGGGAGGUCAAGCGGCUCGACAGGCUGGGCAGGUGGGUGGAGGAUGGGUGGCAAGGAAUAAGUGGAAGAUUGGGUUGGUGGUGGUGUUUGGUUAUGUUAUAUUGGCUCGUCUGCUAGGUGAUGGAACUACGGACUCCUCGUAGUCACAGGCGGCUCCGGGCAAACAGCAACCCUGCGGCUCAGUUACGAUAAACACAUGAAAAAUAGCUGGUGGAUGGAUCAGGUUGUUGGGCGCAAACGGGUCAUUAACAACGGCGUUCAGGGCAUCACGAUAGAGUCCACCAGGUAGGAUCAUAUCCCGAUCAUUUGCAUGGGCGGGCAUGAUUCUCUCGUUAUUGGAAACUAUCAUUCAAUUCUGUCUGCUUCUCUACCUAGUGCUACGGUAAUACAUAGACGCUGUGUAUGUCCAUGUUCCAGCGAAUAAAAGUGAUAGGCCAUGAGACAGAGACUCGCAUCAAUGUAAUCCUUCCGGCGCUCU